Messenger RNA from Tetrapisispora phaffii CBS 4417, 1263 nucleotides. RefSeq lists its product as uncharacterized. The coding region runs from base 1 to 1263 and encodes 420 amino acids. Gene Ontology annotation, molecular function: phosphoric diester hydrolase activity. The record is from RefSeq and is a predicted model, not a curated record. Lineage: Eukaryota; Fungi; Ascomycota; Saccharomycetes; Saccharomycetales; Saccharomycetaceae. Gene Ontology annotation, biological process: lipid metabolic process. The transcript has a single exon.
AUGAUAUACGAAAAGCAAACUGAUGCUACUAUUCCUCCGAAAUUGGGAAGUAAUGAGCAGACAACGAUUAAUCAAAGAAAUAAUUUAUUUUUAUGGUCAAAGGAACAACAAACAUCCUUGUAUGGUACAGGUGUUAAAUAUGUUGAAAACUUCAGAAAAACCAUUACCAGAAUAAUGCCUAAUAGCUUAUUAGGUCAGGAUUUUUAUUAUCGUUUAACAACUAGUUUAUUCUUAGGUCAAACUUCAUCACAAAUUCAAAGUUUACCGAAACGGUUAUUAACAAAAGAUGUUGUUCCAAAAGCAAUUCAUUCUCACAAUGACUAUUGGAGGGAACUCCCUCUAUUCGAUGCAUUGACACAUGGUGCUACAAGUGUUGAAGCUGACGUCUGGUAUGUGAAAAAUUCUUAUUCCAAAUAUGUGCUAGCAGUUGGGCAUAAUAAAGCUUAUCUUGAUACAGAAAAUACAACCCUUUACAACUUAUAUACAGGUCCAUUAUUAGCAUUAUUGAAACCUCCAUCAGCAUUAUUAAAAAAAAACCCAGAAUUGAAGGAAACUGGUGUUUUUUAUAAUGAACCUCAUAGAACGCUUUAUCUUUAUAUAGAUUUUAAAACAGAAGCGGACGUUGAAACGUAUGAGUUACUUUUGAAAUACCUUGCACCUUUGGUUGAUUGUAACCUCGUAUCAUAUUAUGAUUUAAUGAAAGAGGUAACUGUCUCUAGACCAAUUACUGUAAUUGCUACAGGCAAUUAUCCUGAAUAUCUGGCCACUGCUGGUGGUCAACUCAGCAACAAUUUACAAGGUUCAUUUAAACGCUAUGUUUUUAAAGAUUUAACAAUGUUACCAGUUAUAGAUAAUGAGACAGACCUUGACACCUUUGGGAAAGAACUCGAAAAAGUUGUAAAACGAUAUUCUGAAGACUUCAAUGCACUAACUGCAUCUAUAUCAUUUAAAAACUUUAUAAAAGAUUUCACAUCCUUUACAAAACAUGAUCCAAAUGAUUACUUAAGAAGGUAUAUUGAAAUAUGUCAUAAAUAUAAUUUAAAAGUAAGAAUAUGGGACACACCAGAAUGGCCAUUAGCAAAUGCAGUUUAUGUUUGGCAAAAAUUGAUAAAUUAUUACAAAGUUGAUCUACUGUGUGUCGAUAACCUUGAUUUAGCUUGCAGUCUACAAGAAUUGCAUACAUUUGAUGAACCAGACAUUGAAAAGAGUCAGCACAAAUUACCGUCUUAUGAAAUCGAUGACAAUGUAGUUAACAUUAUUUAG